GUUACCAUGGAAGAUACGGAAAUGCGUCCAUUAUUGCUGAAAAGCAUUUGGGGGCUAGAUGUGUGUCUCCAAAUCACUUCCGAAGAUCACGAAGAGUUUUUGGAUAUCUUUAUUCAUUUCGAGUGUUCUCCUGGAUUCUGUCGGUCAUUCAGCAUGAGGAGACCUUACAUCAAACAACAUCCAUUGUCUGCAGUGAUUUUACGGACUACUUACCAUCAGCAGCAAACAUCUCAUGUUUGAGAAAAGCACGCAGGAUGUGUCUGGAUCGAGACAAGAGUCGUUUCGGAAGAACUGUAUGCAGCACUGUCUCGCAAUGUGAAUAGAUCCCAGCAGUGCUUCCAGAACUUCAGCAUCAAUCAUUCAUGUGCAUGUAAAAAAAACUUUCGGGGCGAUGCUACAGACAAGCAACUACUCCCUGGUGCUUUUGAUCCAGCUCACACUUUUGGCUUUUGACCUUUUCGUCAACUCCUUCAGUGAACUGCUGAGAGGAGCGGCCGUCAUCCAGCUGGUGCUCUUCAUCAUCCAGGACAUCGCCAUCUUGUUCAACAUGAUCAUCAUCCUGCUGAUGAUGUUCAACACGUACGUGUUCCAGGUGGGCCUGGUCUCUCUGCUGCUGGAGCGUUUCAAAGCUCUGCUGUUUUUCUCCGCUCUCUACCUGACCCUCAGCAUCUGCCUCCACAGCUGGGUGUUGAAUCUAAGAUGGAGAGCACCUAACAGCUUUGUUUGGACGGAUGGCCUUCAAGCUCUCUUUGUGUUCCAGAGGAUAGUGGCCGUCUCGUAUUAUUACUUGUACAAACGCACGACCGAGUACAUGGGGGACCCGAGGCUCUACGUGGACUCUCUUUGGCUGCGUGAGGCCUUUGCCAGAGCUCGGCAGUAGACGCAAAAGAUUGGAGCGUAUUGGAGAUUUCAUGUUAUUAAGCAAGAAAUCGGUCCCUUACUCAAGAAAAGGGUGACCGCAACUCAAGCACAGAAAGCACAUCACUAUUUGUUUACUAUUCCCAAGGGGGCAAUUUGUUUAAAACUUUCCAUGGGCAGGUAAACCGAGGUGACAUAAUGUAUUAACCUGGAUUGAGCCUGGUAAUCUUCCAUCCGUGGCCUUUGGACUGCACUCUGAAUAGAGGACUGCAUCAAAAUACUAUCAUGAAGAAUUAUUUGAGUUAUUAUCCAUUACAUACAUCUCAUCAUCAUGACGAAACCAGGCGGCUCACCACCAGGUUUUAUGGAAGCUAGGUACGAAUAUGUUUACAUGAUGCCAGUAAUGAUUUUGGAGUGAACUCACUCAUGUCAGUGCGCAUCUUUUGAAUUGUCUUGUUUUUUUUAAUGAUUAAAUAUUCCUUCUGUAA
Messenger RNA from Syngnathus typhle (broad-nosed pipefish), 1346 nucleotides. RefSeq names its product transmembrane protein 138 (gene tmem138). NCBI's taxonomy places the organism in Eukaryota, Metazoa, Chordata, Actinopteri, Syngnathiformes, Syngnathidae. Gene Ontology annotation, cellular component: cilium. The coding region runs from base 392 to 880 and encodes 162 amino acids. The record is from RefSeq and is a predicted model, not a curated record. The transcript has 5 exons.